Arabis nemorensis is the source of this 1371-nucleotide messenger RNA. The record is from the annotation of a GenBank genome assembly. Lineage: Eukaryota; Viridiplantae; Streptophyta; Magnoliopsida; Brassicales; Brassicaceae.
AUGGUAAACUCCGGCGCAGAGGAAUUCCCGGCGGCGGAGAACCGCCGUGGAUCGCUGUUCGGAAAGUACGAGGUUGGAAAAUUGGUCGGAUGCGGAGCUUUCGCGAAGGUGUACCAUGGGAGGGACACGCGUACGAAUCAGAGCGUUGCGAUAAAAGUCGUGAGCAAGCAACGGUUACACAAAAGUGGUCUGGACGACAAUAUCAAGAGAGAGAUUGCUAUCAUGCACCGGCUGCGUCACCCUUUUAUCGUGCGCCUCAUCGAAGUCCUCGCCACCAAAUCAAAGAUCUUCUUCGUCAUGGAGUUCGCUAAAGGAGGAGAGCUUUUCGCAAAAGUCUCCAAAGGAAGAUUCUGCGAAGAUCUCAGCCGUCGAUAUUUUCAGCAGCUGAUCUCAGCCGUUGGAUACUGUCACUCACGCGGCGUUUUUCACCGUGAUCUUAAACCGGAGAAUCUCCUCCUCGACGAGAAGCUUGAUUUGAAAAUCUCUGAUUUCGGACUCAGUGCUCUAACCGAUCAGAUCCGACCCGACGGUCUUCUUCACACCCUCUGUGGUACUCCGGCUUACGUGGCGCCGGAGGUUUUAGCGAAGAAAGGCUACGACGGUGCUAAAAUCGAUGUUUGGUCAUGUGGAAUCAUACUGUUUGUUCUCAACGCCGGUUAUCUCCCUUUUAAUGACCAUAACCUCAUGGUCAUGUACCGGAAGAUCUACAAAGGGGAGUUUCGGAUCCCUAAGUGGACCUCGCCGGAGCUCCGGCAACUUUUGACUCGGCUUCUCGACACGAAUCCGCAGUCGAGGAUCACAAUCGAAGAGAUUAUUCACGAUCCGUGGUUUAGACAGGGCUACGACGACAAGAUGUCCAAAUUCCACCUCGAGGACUCCGACAUGAAACUUCCGGCGAACGAAAUCGACGGCGAGAUGGGAGCCAGGAGGAUGAACGCGUUCGACAUCAUAUCGGGAUCUCCAGGGUUCAAUCUCUCCGGUCUGUUCGGCGACGCGAGAAAAUACGACCGAGUGGAGAGGUUCGUGUCGGCGUGGACGGCGGAGAGAGUGGUGGAGAAGCUGGAGGAGAUUGUAGCGGCGGAGAAUCUGACGGUGGCGAAGAAGGAAGAGUGGGGGAUGAAAAUAGAAGGGCAAAAAGGUAAUUUUGCAAUGGUGGUUGAGAUAAACCAGCUAACCGACGAGCUGGUUGUGAUCGAGGUUCGGAAACGACAGCGAGCCGGUGCAUCUGGACGAGAUAUAUGGUUACAUACAGUGAGGCCUUUCCUUAUGGAGAUUGUGGACAAACCGGAGGAGACCGUGGCCGGUUUAUUAACGGACCAGAACCAAGAAGAAGGUGCUUCUUCUUUGCGUGACGUAAAUACGACGUCGUAG